Molecule: messenger RNA, 851 nt
Organism: Lycium ferocissimum
Lineage: Eukaryota; Viridiplantae; Streptophyta; Magnoliopsida; Solanales; Solanaceae
Product: protein LIGHT-DEPENDENT SHORT HYPOCOTYLS 1-like
Exons: 2
Coding region: 35-616 (193 amino acids)
Biological process (GO): mRNA transcription; response to light stimulus
Cellular component (GO): nucleus
Source: RefSeq, a predicted model, not a curated record
GCAUAAUUCAUUUGUUCAGUACCAUAUACUUCCAAUGGAUUUUGCAAGAACAAAAGAAAAUUUCACUUCAAGAAACACUAUCCCGAGCAACAAUAAUACUCUUUCAGCUCCUCCAUUGAGUCGAUAUGAGAACCAGAAACGUCGAGAUUGGAACACUUUUUGUCAGUACUUAAGGAACUACGGUCCGACCCCAUUGUCGCUUCUUCAUUGCAGCAGUGUUCAUGUUCUGGAAUAUCUAAGGUACCUAGACCAAUUCGGCAAGACUAAAGUCCAUAACCAAAACUGCCCAUUUUUCGGGGUGCCAGAUCCUCCGGCACCCUGCACUUGCCCUUUAAGGCAAGCUUGGGGAAGCCUUGACGCCCUUAUAGGGCGUCUUCGAGCUGCUUAUGAAGAACAUGGAGGGAAUUCAGAAAUGAACCCGUUUGGAGCUCGAGCAGUUAAGCUUUUUUUACGCGAUGUUCGUAAUUUUCAGUCUAAGUCUAGAGGCAUUAGCUAUGACAAAAAAAGGAAAAUAUCAAGAAAAAAUCAGAAGAUAAUAGCAGUGGCAGAAGGUCAUGAUCAGACACAUGAUAAUGCAGGUGCAACUCUAUGUGGACAGACUAAUAUUGUUAAUUAAUGAGUAUUUUUCUAGAGUUUAAUUAACUUUUGGACAAUGUAAAAUCAGAAUAUCAUUUUGCAUAUAUUAACUUUUUUUCAAUUGUAAGGUGGUUUUAGAUAUAGUUUGUUACUAAUAUGUAAUGCUCUCAAGACAGUUACUUUUGUUGUAUUGUUUUUCUUGUUUUUCAUGGGUGAUAGUUGAAGUGGAUAUUAUUACGAUGUUAUGCUAUAAACCUUCUGUGCUGCCACUUCUU